This is a messenger RNA of Xenopus laevis (African clawed frog), 3838 nucleotides long. It is a transcript of the gene kbtbd3.L, whose product is annotated as kelch repeat and BTB domain-containing protein 3. The transcript is spliced from 5 exons. NCBI's taxonomy places the organism in Eukaryota, Metazoa, Chordata, Amphibia, Anura, Pipidae. The record is from RefSeq and is a predicted model, not a curated record.
GGACUGUUUUUGGUGAAAUUUCUAAUAAACUGAAAAAAAAUGUAGUACUGAAAACCUGAAAUACUUAAUAUUUAAGUACAUUCCACAUCCAAAGUAUAAUGCACUGGCACAUUCUUAUUUUUCACACAAUGUCUCCUUGAAGAAAGUAACAGCAUAGAUGUUUUCUAUUGACUGCUUAAACUUUAAGACAGUGGAAAGUGUUUGUGGAGUAUGUAAUAAAAGGCAUUAAAGGACAAGGAAAGUAUUUUUUUAUAUCCCCCAUACUUUGAAAGCCCACCCCAAGAUGUACCUGAUCGCUAAGUUAAUUUUGGCCAAAUACGUUCCUUUGUCCUGUUCCGCAUCGUUGUAGAAAACUGUAUUAAAUCCUAUUCCGCGCCGACAUUUUCUUUUUGCUUGCGUAAUCAAUAUGGUGCCGGUUGAUCUAUUGCGUAUGCGCCAAAAGUAUUCCGCCCCCCAUGGAUGCAAGCGUGACUGAAAAGCUCGUGCACCAAUUCCCUCUGGCACAGCAACAGCGCAUAAGGGUUGUUUAAUGCGCAUGCGCUGCCUUUGAUCCGCUGAAGCACAGAAUCCACUGUCUGUGUCUGUGUGAAGAACAGAUGCAUCAUGGGAGUUGCCUUCACUGUAGUGUGCGGUUAUUUCAUCAAGCAGCCAGCAGAUGUCACAAACGGCAGUACACACAGAGGAAUUGAAGCAAAGGCUGAAUCCACAAAAGGUGUAGCAGUGUUCAGCCAAGCCAUCCUCAUCCCUGCGUCUGCCGAGGGGGAAGGGCCGGCUGCCUGCUGGGAGUAGUGUGAGCAGAGAACAUUUACAGUCAUCUGCAGAGGAUCAUUGCAGCUACAGAUCCACAGACGUUGUACAUCAAAAAAUAUGUAAAAUACUAUGGAUUUCCCACGAGAUUCAUUUGGUGGGGGAGUGUGCAACGGAUUCCCUUAUGUUCAAAAGAAAAUUUCGAUAGUGUCAGAAUGCCAUGGACAGCAGAUUUUAAGUGUUCUGCAGAACUUCAGAGACCAGAAAGCAUUCUUUGAUUUUAAUAUAAUAGUGAAGGACCAGCUUAUGCCUUGCCAUCGGUGUAUACUGGCAGCAAGCAGCGACUUCUUCAGAGCUAUGUUUGAAGUAAAUAUGAAAGAACGAGAUGGAGGAAGUGUGACGAUCAGCAACCUAUCAUCAAAUGCUGUGGCUGCCUUUCUGGAUUAUGCCUAUACAGGCAAAGCAGAGAUCACAGAUGAAAAUGUGGAUAUGCUCUUCCAAAUGUCGUCCUUUCUUCAGGUGCCGUUACUUUCCAAAGCAUGCUGCGAUUUUCUAAUAAAAAUCAUUGAUAUAAAUAACUGUUUGCAGCUGUUGUCCAUAUCUGAGAGUUACGGGUCAACACGGCUUUUCAAUCAUGCCUUAGAGUUUUCUCUGCAGCAUUUUUCCUUGUUGACACAGUCAACGGAUUUCUUGGAACUGAAUAUCGGGGUUCUUGAAAAAUGUCUUGAAGAUGACUUGCUGAACGUCCCUGAAUAGGAAUCCGCAUUGGUUGCUGUUUUUGCCUGGACCAAACACAGUUUGGAUGAGAGGGAAAGAUUCUUUUCUCGACUAUUAAGAACUGUAAGGUUGCAUCAGUUGUCCCUGUCUACCCUGCGAAAUAUUCUAAUCUCAGAGGACCAGUUAUUAAAAAGCACAGAUUGCUUUUCAAAUAUUAACUCUGCCAUAAAACGUGUAGAAGAUGCUUGUGGAUUAUUUCCAGAUGCCCGUCUUUCUACAACUGAGAAGUAUAUUUUUGUCCACAAAACUGCUGAAGAUAAAGAGAAGCAAUACACUUUUUGUUACAAUUUAAAAAUGGACAAAUGGUUGGAGCUUCCUCACAUACAUUUGCCUGAUCUACCAGGCUCCAGCCUAUCAAGUUAUGGGGAGAAAAUUUUUAUAACUGGGGGGUGUAAAGGACAUUGUUGCAGAGGAGUAAGACUUCAUAUCGCUGAGCCAUAUCACGAUGCUACUGACCAAACUUGGUGCUAUUGUCCAGCAAGCAAUAAUUCCUCUUUAGUCCCUGCCAUGAAGAAGCCGAGGACAAUGCAUACAUCUGUCAUGGCACUCAACCAAUUAUUUGUGAUUGGCGGAAAAACGAAAGGAGCACAAGACAUAAAAAGUCUUUUAGCUGUUGAAUCUUAUAAUCCUCUUGAUAAAGAAUGGAAAUCUGUAAGCCCCUUGCCAAGAGGAAUAUACUACCCUGAAGCAAGUACAUGCAAAAAUGUCAUCUAUGUACUGGGUUCCGAGGUUGAAAUAACUGAUUAUUUCAACCCUUCUCUUGAUUGUUUCUUCAAGUAUAAUACUGAGACAAAUCAAUGGUGUGAGCUUGUAGCAGAGUUUGGGCAAUUUUUUCAUGCAACAUUAAUCAAAGCCGUACCGGUAAAUAAUACAUUAUACAUCUGUGAUCUUUCAACAUACAAAGUAUACAGUUUUUGUCCAGAAACUUGUAUUUGGAAAGGGGAAGGAUCUUUCGAAUGUGCUGGAUUUAAUGCAGGGGCUGUUGGGAUUGAAGAUAAAAUUUAUAUUUUAGGAGGUGAUUAUGCCCCCGAUGAAAUCACAGACGAGGUGCAAGUCUACCAUAGCAACAGAUCUGAGUGGGAGGAAGUCUCUCCAAUGCCACGGGCUCUCACUGAAUUUUACUGUGAAGUCAUUCAAUUCAAUAAAUAUAGGGAUCCCUGGGGAACAAGCCAUUUGUAAACAUAUCUAUUAUGGAUGAAAAAAAAGAAUGACAUGGUAGCAUCGAUUUUAGUUUUGUUUUUUCAAAAGAUUUUUGCAUAUGCUGAAAAAACAUUUUAUAAUUUAACUUGCACUUUACACAAAAUAUUUGUUAACAUGCAUGUAUGUUAUCCAUCAAGAAUAGUUGUGUUUUAUUUGUUAGAUAGAAAUCCCAGUACAUUUGUAAAAUUGUAUGUGUGAUCUGAUAACCCUAAAUUAUUUAGAACAUUACAGUGUGUGAAUAUGUCUAUUUCAUAUUUGCUGCAUGUUAUGAAGUAGAACAUUCUGAGAUAUUUAAAAGCUAUAGCUAUUUGAGUGCCCAACAUUUUUUAGAAUUUGUGUGCCUUUAGCCAAUAACAUGUUCAUAUGUUGCCAACUUUCAAAUGAUACGAAUACUACCAAUUCCUCUUGUUUAAUGCCCAAAUUCCUAAAAUGCACAAGAAAUAUUUAUUCAAAAUUAUAUUUAAAAGGAGAGAAAGAAACCUUGUUUGAAAAUGUUUAGUUUGUUAAAUUACCAUCCCCCACUUGAUAAAAAUUUCCAAUGCUACUUGGAGAGGAACCUUUUUAAGACCAGUUCAUUAAUUUCAAAUAAUUCAUUUGCCACUUCUUAAUUCAUUUAAUGAUUUUAUAUAUAAUCAUAGGAGUACAAUUCUGUGUAUGACAAUUAAUUACUAAAACCUAAAUCAAUUAAUCCAGAUAAUUAUUAAAAAAGUGCAAGUGCUUUAUAAUUGAUUAUGAAUUAAUUAAUAAGUUACGAUUCACAAUUAUUUAAAACAAUUAAUAGAUGGAUUCAAGUAUAAAAACUAAACAUUUCAAACAAGGUUUCUUUCUCUCCUUUUAAAUAUAAUGUUGCCAAUUUUGACAUGGUUUGCAUAAGCAACUUCAAGGGGAUUAUUUACUAAAUUCUGGUUGGGCUUUUUGAGGCAAAACUCAAUUUUUUUGGGUUUCUAUUUUAAAAAUUGAAUUUUUCAAGAUUUAUUAAAGCCGAAUGCAGCAAACGGCCUGAAUCAAAAAAUGUACAAUUUCAGACCUGCUGAGGUGUGUAUACGUCAAUGGCAGAGGUUCCUAUCCUAUUUUGACGUUUCUGUGGUCUGCUCUGGAAUUAGCCCGAAAAUCC